AUGUCUGGGGAAUCGAAUGCAGCUAAGCGCAGGGAUAUUGUGAAAUUGAUUGCUAAUGGUUUUGAAGUUGAAAUGUUGCCAGACGGAAAUGCUUACGCUGUUAAAUUCAAAGGACCUACAGGUACUCCUUAUGAAGGAGGUAUUUGGAAAAUUCGAGUUCAGUUGCCAGAUAAUUAUCCAUUCAGUUCUCCAUCUAUAGGGUUCAUGAACAAGAUUUUUCACCCUAAUAUCGAUGAAAAAUCAGGUUCAGUAUGUUUGGAUGUUAUUAAUCAAACCUGGUCGCCUUUAUUCAAUUUACAAAAUAUUUUUGAAUGUUUUCUGCCUCAACUGUUGGCAUACCCAAAUCCAGUGGAUCCAAUAAAUGCAGAAGCAGCUGCGUUGUUUAUUGAUAAGCCUGGUGAAUUUCAUGAAAUGGUGAGCCAAUUCGUUCUGAAUGAGUGUCCGUGUGUGUGUCUGGCUGACGCGUGCUGGCGGGCGCAGAGCGAGGGCGUGUCGCGCGCCGUGUACGAGGGGGCGUGGCCGCUGGCGCCGCCGCCGCUGCGCCGCCUGCUGCUGUUGGUGAUGGUUCGCGCCCAGCGGCCUCUGGUGGUGCGCGUGGGCAGCUUCUCUGUGCUCUCCGUGCUCACCUUUGCGGCGAUCAUCCAGUCAUCCUAUACGUAUUUGACAGUUUUGAGAGAAUUUCUUGAUUAGAUUAAUUUUCAUGAAAUUCUUGUCUAU
Gryllus bimaculatus (two-spotted cricket) is the source of this 717-nucleotide messenger RNA. The record is from the annotation of a GenBank genome assembly. NCBI's taxonomy places the organism in Eukaryota, Metazoa, Arthropoda, Insecta, Orthoptera, Gryllidae.